AUGCCGGAGCAGAGCAACGAUUACCGCGUGGUGGUGUUCGGCGCUGGCGGCGUCGGGAAGAGCUCACUGGUCCUGCGCUUUGUGAAGGGCACGUUCCGGGACACGUACAUCCCCACGAUCGAGGACACCUACCGGCAGGUGAUCAGCUGUGACAAGAGCGUGUGCACGCUCCAGAUCACAGACACCACGGGCAGCCACCAGUUCCCCGCCAUGCAGCGGCUGUCCAUCUCCAAGGGCCACGCCUUCAUCCUGGUCUUUUCCGUGACCAGCAAGCAGUCGCUGGAGGAGCUGAGCCCCAUCUACCAGCUCAUCGUGCAGAUCAAGGGCAGUGUGGAGGACAUCCCCGUGAUGCUGGUGGGGAACAAGUGUGACGAGACGCAGAGGGAGGUGGAUACCCGCGAGGCCCAGGCCCUGGCGCAGCAGUGGAAGUGCGCCUUCAUGGAGACGUCGGCCAAGAUGAACUACAACGUGAAGGAGCUCUUUCAGGAGCUGCUCACGCUCGAGACCCGUCGCAGCAUGAGCCUCAACAUCGACGGCAAGCGCUCCAGCAAGCAGAAGAGGGCCGAUCGCAUCCGGGGCAAGUGCAGCCUCAUGUGAGCCCCGAGGCCCGCCCACCGCCACCGCCCGUCGUCAUCAUUGCCAUCGACAUCUCC
Messenger RNA from Dipodomys spectabilis (banner-tailed kangaroo rat), 653 nucleotides. RefSeq names its product DIRAS family GTPase 1 (gene Diras1). Gene Ontology annotation, biological process: signal transduction. The transcript has a single exon. The record is from RefSeq and is a predicted model, not a curated record. Gene Ontology annotation, cellular component: plasma membrane. Bases 1 to 597 code for a protein of 198 amino acids. NCBI's taxonomy places the organism in Eukaryota, Metazoa, Chordata, Mammalia, Rodentia, Heteromyidae. Gene Ontology annotation, molecular function: GTP binding; GTPase activity; GDP binding.